GGGCAAGCUGAAGAUCCCGAGGGCCCUUUUUGCGAUCAGCUAUGUCUCAAAGCGGCGGUGACUUCAGCCUCUCCGACGAGAUUCUCGCCGUGAUUCCCACCGACCCUUAUGAUCAACUCGAUCUCGCCAGGAAGAUCACUUCCAUGGCCAUUGCUUCUAGGGUUUCAACUCUGGAAUCCCAAGUCUCCGGCUUGAGGCAUAAGCUUCUUGAGAAAGAUCAGCAAGUUCAAGAACUUGAAGACAAAGUAUCCUCCUUUGAAAGACUUUACCAUGAGGCUGAGUCCACUUUGAAGAAUGUUUUCGAUGAAAAUAUGAAACUAACUCAAGAACGAGAUUCACUGGCAAUUACUGCGAAGAAACUCGGUCGUGAUUUUGCAAAGCUGGAGGCGUUUAAGAGACAGUUGAUGCAGUCAUUGAAUGAUGAGAGUCCAUCUCAAUCCGAGACAGCUGAUAUCAAAAUGGUUCCUCGAGACAAAGAGGAGAAUUCAAAUGGCUUAUCGGCACGUGGUUCCUACUCAAACAAAGAAGGUCUCGGUGAAGGUAGGCAAAGGCUUCCUUUGACACCGCAGUUCUCUCCUGCGUUUACUCCAAGCGCAACACCAAAAAUCUUAUCUACUAGUGCGUCUCCGAGAAGCUACUCUGCCGCUUCAUCACCAAAGCUAUACUCUGGUGCCGCAUCUCCAACAUCUUCUCAUUAUGAUAUACGCAUGUGGUCUUCAACAAGCCAGCAAUCUUCAGUACCAAACUCUCCUCCUCGCUCACAUUCUGUUUCAGCUCGCCAUCCGCGGAUUGAUGGGAAAGAGUUCUUUAGACAAGCCAGGAGCCGGUUGUCUUACGAACAGUUCAGUGCGUUUCUGGCUAACAUCAAGGAACUAAACGCUAGGAAGCAGAGCCGGGAGGAAACAUUACAGAAAGCAGAGGAAAUAUUUGGAAAGGAAAACAAUGAUCUUUACAUAUCGUUUAAGGGACUUCUCACGAGCGGGCGUUGAAACCACAAGGCAAAAAACACCAACUUCUAAGCUUUCUUUGUAUGACCCAUUUAGUCAUAUGACUGAAUCCGAAUUUGUAAAACCUCUUUUAACCAUAGAAGAAUCAGGGAAUUUUGUCCACCAUUUCUUUUGCUAAGAGGAGUUAAUAUAUAUCUAAAUGUAGCACGUAAAACAAAGAUCCAAUUUAUGUAUCAUCAUUUCAUUCGUUGCUUACUUGCUUUAGUUGAACAAAAUUUGUGGAAUAUGUAAUAAUAAAGUUUCCGUUUUACAGUA
This is a messenger RNA of Capsella rubella, 1262 nucleotides long. RefSeq lists its product as uncharacterized. NCBI's taxonomy places the organism in Eukaryota, Viridiplantae, Streptophyta, Magnoliopsida, Brassicales, Brassicaceae. The record is from RefSeq and is a predicted model, not a curated record. Bases 42 to 989 code for a protein of 315 amino acids. The transcript is spliced from 9 exons.